AUGCGGUACGGACGAACACUAGAACGAGCCAUCUAUCCUCCCUGGCGAGAGAACUACAUCGAUUACACCAAACUUAAGAAGCUGUUGCGGGAGGACGAGUCCGCUCCGAGCUCUCCCUCGACCGAGUCCCCGGAGGAUAAUUGGACGGAUGACGAUGAGAGCAAGUUUGUUGAUGAGUUGGUGAACGUGCAGUUGGAGAAGGUGCAUGACUUCCACCGGGAUACCUAUGAGAAAUUGAGGGACCGCACGGCGAAAUGUGAGGCCAGACUUGAUACUGUUGCUGUAGCCCAGAAUGGGGAGGAGGAGGCACAGGAUAGGACGAAGAGUACUGAGGCUACAGAUGCCACCGAUGCUAGCGAUGCGAAGCCCAAUGGUGAGUCAAACGGCAAUGGCAAGAAGCCUGUGCCCAGCGAAUCGGACAAGCAGGAGACCUUGAAGGAAGUGCUAGCCGAGCUUGACCAGAUCACGAAGGAGACCAACGAGCUUGAAAAGUACAGCCGCAUCAACUACUCGGGCUUCCUGAAGGCCGCCAAGAAGCACGACCGCAAGCGUGGUACAUCUUACCGCGUACGGCCAUUACUGCAGGUGCGACUCUCGGCACUGCCGUUCAACCAGGAGGACUAUGGCCCGCUAUUGUACCGUCUCAGCGCCAUGUACAGCUUCGUCAGGCAGCACUUGGAAGGUGCGGAGAAUCGCGGUAUCAGUGUGAGUGAGGCGGUAGAGGAUAAGAAGGAAUAUAUCAGCCACAAAUUCUGGGUACACCCCGACAACAUGCUUGAGGUCAAGACGAUGAUCCUUCGUCGCCUGCCAGUCUUGGUGUAUAACCCGCAGACGUCCAAGAUCGCAGAAGGCAACCAGCCAGACCCGUCUAUGACUAGCAUCUACUUCGACAGCCCUGCCUUCUCUCUCUACAGUAAUAAGGUCGACAACAAUGAGGCUUCCUCUCUACGUCUACGAUGGUUUGGCCAGCUUGCCGAGAAGCCACAGAUCUGGGUCGAAAAGAAGACUGUAAAGAACGAGACGAGCAGCGAGCAGCAGUUCACAACCAAGGAGAAGUACAUUCAACACUUCAUCAAAGGUGAGGAUCAUAUGGAGAAACAGAUCAAAAAGCUAGAGGAUCGUGCUGGCGUCGACAGUGCCGAGGCCAAGAACCUCAAGUCUUCUGUUGAGGAGGUUCAAACAUUCAUCAAGGAGCACAACCUACAACCUGUACUCCGUGCAAACUACACCCGCACCGCUUUUCAGAUCCCUGGCGAUGAUCGUGUACGCAUCAGUCUCGACACCGACCUUGCCUUUAUCCGCGAAGAUGCCAUUGAUGACCGACCUUGCCGCGAUCCGGAGAGCUGGCACCGUACCGACAUAGACAACCAGCAGAUGGAGUAUCCUUUCUCCGCCAUUCGCAAGGGCGAGGUCAACCGCUUCCCAUACGCACUUCUCGAGAUUAAGGUCCGCAAUAGUGGCAAGCGCAAAGAAUGGAUCCAAGAUAUCAUGCACAGCCACUUGGUCAAAGAAGCACCACGCUUCAGCAAAUUCGUACAUGGAGUGUCGAUUCUCUUCGAAGACUACGUCAACACGUUCCCCUUCUGGCUACCACAACUCGAGACCGAUAUUCGACGCGACCCGCAAGAAGCUUUCGAGGAAGAACAAGCCAAGCGACAAAAGCAAAUCGACGACGACUUCGCAGUAGGCAGCUUAUUGAAGAGCAGACCCAGCAUGAGCACCUUCAGUCCUGGCAAGCAAACCCGCAAAGACAUCAUCAGCCCCGUCGGCUCGCCGGCUAUGGCCGGCAAAGCCAACACCGGUACCUCUGCCGCCGAGACCCGCAUGUCCAAACUCGGCAACAUAGCCAACAUGGAACCCACCCAAGUCAACGACACGGCCGGUGAAGCCGACGAUGACGAAACAGGCACCACCAGAAUCGGCAACGAGCGCAGCGUCACUGUCCCCGGUGGUCUCAAAGGCCUCUUUCCCUCCUUCUCAACAAGCAAAUAUGCCGCUUCUCGACGCACCGCGAAACUACCACCCGGUGUCAGUAAACCUGAGAGCUGGAUCAAGGACGCUGGGCCUGUAAAAGUGGAGGCGAAGGUUUGGCUGGCAAAUCAGAGGACUUUUAUCAAGUGGCAGCAUGUUUCUGUUCUGCUCGCCUCGCUCAGCUUGGGCUUAUUCAAUGCGGCGGGCAAAGACAAUUCGAUUGCACGUGGGUUGGCGGUGGUGUAUACGAUUGUUGCUGUUUUGGCGGCAGCGUGGGGUUAUGGGAUCUACAUGUGGCGGGUCUCGCUCAUUCGGGGGAGGAGUGGCAAGGACUUCGAUGCUGUUACUGGGCCGGUUGUGGUUUGUAUUGGGCUGAUCGUUGCGUUGGUGUUGAAUUUUGGGUUCAAGUAUCAAGCUGUUCGGCAAGAUUGGAAUCGGGAGCAAGAUAUGGUGAUGUUCAAUCAGACUUUGGCACAUUGGGGUGACUUGUGA
Messenger RNA from Recurvomyces mirabilis, 2463 nucleotides. It is a transcript of the gene VTC2, whose product is annotated as Phosphate metabolism transcription protein. NCBI's taxonomy places the organism in Eukaryota, Fungi, Ascomycota, Dothideomycetes, Mycosphaerellales, Teratosphaeriaceae. Bases 1 to 2463 code for a protein of 820 amino acids. Gene Ontology annotation, cellular component: fungal-type vacuole membrane; vacuolar transporter chaperone complex. The record is from RefSeq and is a predicted model, not a curated record. The transcript has 2 exons.